AUGCUCGCCCACAGCCCCCCCAAGCCUCGCAAACGAAUCAUCCUGGCAUGCAAUGGAUGCCGGGCAAAACGAACCAAGUGCGAUGGAAGACAGCCAAGGUGUGGGGGGUGCAGUUAUCGCGAGGAGGAAUGUCAAUACACCGAUUCAGAGAGCAAGCGGAAACGACCUAGUAAUGCAUAUAUAUCUGCCUUGGAAGCCCGUGUGGAGUGUCUGGAACGACGACUGGCAGCUUCAGAGGGCAGGGGGAAGACAAAUUCCGACUCCGGGCAAAGAGCUGCUCAGGAACCAAAGAUGGACGACUUGACAGAAGCGUUUGGGUGUUUCACACUGGGGGAUGCUGGGGAGCUGCGAUUCUUCGGGGCCUCCAGCAACUUCAGUCUCAUCCAGAACCACUCGCUCAAAGUCGCCUCGUCGACCGAAGCCCGCCUUCGAGGCCUCGCCGCCGCAAGACAGACGCCCGGGUACUUCGACCCCCCCGCCGAGCUGCGCGAUCAUCUGCUCGGCUUGUUCUGGCGCUGGCAGAACUCCUGGCAGUACCUCGUGCCGCGCGAGCUGUUCCUCCGCGAUCUCUACGUCGACCACAGCGGGCGAUACUGCACCCCGCUCCUGCUCAUGGCCAUUCUCGCCCUCGCCUCGCGAUAUUCAUCCCGCCCAGAGGUGAGGAGAGACAUCGGGGAUGCCAACACCGCCGGCGCCGCCUUUGCCAGUCAGGCCAAGACCAUGCUGGACUACGAGUAUGAAGCCCCCACCACGACUACUGUGCAGGCAACCGCUCUGCUAGGUCUCUAUUGGGCGUCGAUCGAUAACGAAGGGUUGGGUUUCAUGUAUAUUGGCAUGGCCUCCCGCAUGGCGAUGAAUCUGGGGCUGCAUUCGGACUGCUCACACUCCGUUUCGAGGAACCUGGUCUCAAGACAAGACGUCGAGGAACGCAACAUCGUUUUCUGGGGGGUCUAUCUCCUUGACAAACUAUAUUGUCUUGGAAUGGGCCGCCCGGCUAGCAUCCAGGAAUAUAACAUCACAACCGCCAAGCCGACAGCAGAGAAUUAUCCCCUUCUCCCACUCUCGGACGAGCAGACAGUCCUUUCCACUCCUUUUCCGACAUCUCACAUCACCGAGAACGCCGUUGCCACCUGCGAGCUUCUCAUCAUCACCUCAGAAGUCAUCGAUCAACUGUAUGCCCAGCGCUCGGAAUGGACAGACCGAGAAAGAGAGGACCGGGUGAUGGAGACACAGCUGCGAGCGACAAGAUUCCACGACCGACUACCUAAAAGCCUCAGAAUCUCCGACUCGAGUCUGCAGCCGUCAAGGCCAUACGUGUACCAGCUGCAUCUACAAUACCACCAUUCGGUGAUUCUCCUCCACCGGCCAUUUCUCAAUCCCUUCUCCCCCUCCAGCCAGUCUAUCGAAUAUGACCCUGACGGCAAGGAUAUCCAUUCAAGAUCUUGCAAGGCGGCUGCCAUGAAGACCUCCCAGAUUCUCCGGAUCUACAUGAACAAUUUCACAAAGAGAUACUUUCCCAUCUCAGCAGUCCAUCCCACCUUCACUGCAGCCAUUAUCCUCCUCCUCGACCUGAAGAUCAAGAAAGAAAAAGAAACCAUGCACUCUCUGUGUAUCUGUAUGAAAGCCCUGUACGGCAUGAAUAUCAAUUGGGACUGGGCCAACAGGUCGAUCCGGGCGAUCCGGUCUCUCGCCGCCCAGUGGGAGGUUGAUCUUUUUGUUCUUGAUUUGGAACGGGAUAUCGAUGAGGAGAGUCGUCGUCAGUAUGAGCGUUAUCCGGGUAAUAGUUAG
This is a messenger RNA of Penicilliopsis zonata CBS 506.65, 1788 nucleotides long. RefSeq lists its product as hypothetical. Gene Ontology annotation, biological process: regulation of DNA-templated transcription; DNA-templated transcription. The record is from RefSeq and is a predicted model, not a curated record. Gene Ontology annotation, molecular function: zinc ion binding; DNA binding; DNA-binding transcription factor activity, RNA polymerase II-specific. NCBI's taxonomy places the organism in Eukaryota, Fungi, Ascomycota, Eurotiomycetes, Eurotiales, Aspergillaceae. Bases 1 to 1788 code for a protein of 595 amino acids. The transcript is spliced from 8 exons.